AGUGUUUCUAAUUGGAUGGGGUCGUUCCAACCAGCCCCCCUCACCCCAACCCCCCUCCUCUCUAUCCCCCGCGCGGGUUUAUUGUUACGCACUGACAGUCGGGAUUAUUCGCUGCUCACACACAGUAGCAGCAGACGGGCUUCUCCUCCUCCUCUCAUCUUCCUCACAAAAUGUGGACACCUACUAAGGACUUAUUAUAACCUAUAUCUUCCCGCCGCCGAACACAUCCCCAGCUGAACGAGCCCGGUAAAGAACCAGCCUCGACACAAACAGACCAACAGAACCAGCCUUCAUCCCCACCACCUCCACAAUCCUCCUCCUCCUCCUCCUCCUCCUCCUCCUCCUCACCAGCCGCUCCCCCCUCGUCUCCUCCCCCCCCUCCCCCCCGUCGGUCCCGAGGUGCUCCAGUCGUCCCGUGGCGCCCCCCUCAGGCCUCCGACCUUCAUGCGUCUCCCAGCGUCAGAGCCGAGCUCCUCCCACCACCACCACCACCUCCACCAGCUCCACGACCCCCCCCACCACCACCCGCUGCACGCCGCAGACAGCGCCCGGGCGGACCCCAACGCCGCCGCCGCCGCCGCCGCCGCCGCCGCAAUGAGCUGCCAGCCCGAGUUUGGAGAGGGAGGGUCGGGGGUCACACUCACCCUGCGCCUCCUGAUGCACGGCAAGGAAGUGGGAAGCAUCAUCGGCAAGAAAGGAGAGACCGUGAAGAGAAUACGAGAAGAGAGCAGUGCACGGAUCAACAUCUCAGAGGGCUCCUGUCCAGAGAGGAUCAUCACCAUCACCGGCCCCACGCACUCCGUGUUCACCGCCUUCACCAUGAUCACCUUCAAGCUGGACGAGGACCUGGCAGCUCUGGUAGCCAAUGGCACGGUCACCAGCAAACCUCCAGUCACCCUGCGAUUGGUCAUCCCCGCCAGCCAAUGUGGUUCCCUCAUCGGCAAGGGCGGGUCUAAGAUCAAAGAGAUCAGAGAGUCUACAGGAGCUCAGGUGCAGGUGGCGGGGGACCUCCUCCCUAACUCUACAGAAAGGGGCGUGACCAUCUCAGGGGGGCAGGACUCCAUCAUCCAAUGUGUGAAGCUCAUCUGCACCGUCAUCCUGGAGUCUCCGCCCAAAGGAGCCACCAUCCCCUACAGACCGUCGCCGGCUCCAGGGACUGUUCUACUAUCAGGAAACCAGGUGUUCGAGGCGACUGACUUCGGCUCCCAUCCCCUGUUCUCCAUGGCCCAAGGAGGGGUGGACCUUCAGCAGGCGUAUGCAGUUCAGAGUCAGUACGGCGUUCCACACUCAGAGUUGGCCAAACUUCACCAGCUGUCCAUGCAGCAGCAGGUUCUAGCCCCGAUGAGCCAAUCAGCAACACAACAACUUCUAUCUGGAGCGAUGGACACCAGUUGUCAGACCACGUCUCAGGAGCUCCUCAUUCCAAACGAUCUGAUCGGCUCGAUCAUCGGGCGCCAGGGCACCAAGAUCAACGAGAUCCGGCAGGUGUCAGGGGCGCAGAUCAAGAUCGGCAGCCAGAUGGACAGCAGCAGCGACCGGCACGUCACCAUCUCCGGCACGCCCGUGGCCAUCAACCUGGCCCAGUACCUCAUCACCUCCUGUUUAGAGACUGCCAAAUCCACCGCCCAGACCUCCUCCAUGCUGCCCUCCGUAGACCUCUCCAUGAGCUUCACCCAGCCCGUCCCCCCCGCCCCCCCCACCUCCUCCUCCUCCUCCUCCUCCUCCUGCGCCUCCCUGGCCGCCAUGGGCGCCGCCAUGUCCCACGCCCCCAUGCUGGGCGGCCCCUACGCCGCCGCCCUGCCCUUCUCCGGCCUGAUGGGGGUCAAGUCCUUCCCCUACCACCACCUGGCGCUGUCCUCCCCCGGCGCCAUGGGGGCGCCCGGGAUGGGGGCCCCCGGGAUGGGGGCCGGCGGCCUCGGCCCCGCCGCCGCCAUGUCCAUGUCCAUGAUGCCCCAGUCGCACGCCGCCGCCGCCGCCGCCGCCGCCCUGGCCUCCUACACCGCCAAGAUCUCCUCCAGCGCGGGCGCCAACGGCGUGAAGAAGCCCGACCGGCAGAAGUUCGCGCCGUACUGAGCGGGGAGGCUGAGGAUGGCGGCGGCGUCGUCGAGGAGCGACGGUUGCCGUGGUAGCGUCGGCUGCGUCGGUCGCCGUAGCCGAAACCGGACGGGGCAGAUACUCGCUUUUCUUCUCCUCCUUUCUCUUAUUUUUCUCCCCCUCCUCCCGUCUGUUUUAUAUUAUUAUUUUUACGAUUUUCUACCGUUUUUAUAAUUUACGUUCCUCUCUUUUUUUUUCGUCUUUCUUCCAGCUGCCACGUAGCAACAGAUGACAUCACAUGCCUCUGUCCUUUCCCUAUUCGUUAGUAUCUUCUUCUUCUUCUUUGUGUAGUGUCGAUCUGCCUCGUCAGUCAGAGUACAGUACAGCCGGAGCGGUAACCGUGGCGACACUGUUGUUUCCGCGGUCGUGGGCCGGUUGAGCCUGUAAAAGCCAUAUUAAGACUAAUAAGCUUUUUUCUCCUCCCCUUGCUUGUUUCUUGCUCCCCCCUUUCUCUCCCUGAUUCUAUUGUAUACUCUCGUAUUUAUUGACUAAUAUACAACUAUUCCCUCAGAGAGUUUGUAUCACCCGUCACUAACACUGCGCUGAAGGAACUCAGCCUUUAUAUAUGAUGAUGUCUACUUCCUGUGUAUGACCAUUUCCUGUAUACCACUUUCUCUCUUUUUUUGCUUUUUUUUUUCAAAAGAGUUUUCGAAUAAUAAUUAAUAAUAAAAAAACAGCAGGUUAAAAGAUCAGCUCUUUGACGCUAACAGUUUGUACCUUUGUUCUAUUUUUAUUUUGAAAUGUUACUUUUUUUAAGUUAUUUUUAACUUAUUGAGGUUGGUAGCUAUUAUAUUAACAGUUUAGAAGACGUUUUUGUUUCGGUUAAUACUGUUCACGACUAGAUUCUACUCUUUCUGUUCUGUGCCUGGGUCGGGUUUGACUCAGUGACUUAAAACGAUUCCUUUCAGUUGUUUCCUUAAAGAAGAACGUGUAUCACUGUACUAUUAAAGAUGAUAAUCAGAUGUUUCCGUAAGUUAGACGUUUAAAGUUGUGUUUUCUGUCGCCACGUCAUUACGCCAUACACACAUUCAGAAUGGAGAGGUGCUUCGAACGGGAUUCACUGACAUCCAAUGAACUACAAUAGAACAGAAUAGAAUCAGAUAGAAUAAAACUGCACUGGUACGUAGAAAGGUGAGUACAGUACAUCUAGACACCGGAUCGAACCAAGUGUGACAUCCCAAGAGGGGUUUCCUCCCAGAUGUUUUUACAGUCGACCAGGGAGGUUUGUGGAUGGACACUCCCAUCUGUGAGGUCCCAAAAGGGAUCGAUUUUGAAAGGGCUUGGAACAAACAACCCACCUCAGCCGCACGCCCGCUGGUAAAAGAAGGGCCCGUUGAAGUAUGGUGGACGAAUUUGCAGUCGCAUCCAACCGAAAAACUGCCACCAGUCCCUUCACCCCUCCACCCAAAGCCACUCCCCCUAAACACGCGACUAGCUCGCUGGCUUUAGCGAUAGCUCCUCCUAGCUUUGCUGAAGCCUCCAGUCAUGCGUAAUGAGAGCAGGGAGGCAAAGUGUGUCCAGGUAGCCGGGUAGCGAGGUAGACAGACAGUCGGGCCAUCCAAUAAUUUCCUAGCCCCGGGCUACGUGGCCUGCCAGAGCCACAGCCACCCGAGUUCUGUUUUUUUCGUAGCAUUUGAUCUAUUGAUUGCUGUCAGGAUGUAAAGAGAAUUUCAACCACUUUGGAAAUAAUUUCAUCUAGAGCAGCCUGUAGAAGCUCUGACAAUGACAUGGAAACAUGGAAUUGGGUCUUCUAUCAUGGAUUUGAACUGAGCGUGCUCAAAGUGCACCAUGGUGCAUCAUUACUCUAAUCACUCUGUAACGAUGCAGUCAGUCUUUACUGAGCCAACAUGCCCUCUCUGGGGGACCUAGAGCCCACACACUGAUCUGAGAGUUACGCUCAACAGAAUGGGCACCGGGCAGGGUACUGUGGCGGUGGAGGGGAGGUGUGGCUCCAUCUGUCUUGUAGUGCUAUUCUUUUUAUUUUUCUAUUGUGGUUCUAUUGUAGUUCUGUGACGGGAGGAGAAAACGGCGGAAACUCCUGUCAGAGGAUCCCAGAUUACUGCUGCAUGUUCGCUUGGCCUCACUAACAGAUACACACACACACACACACACACACACACACACACACACACACACACACACACACACACACACACACACACACACACACACACACACACACACGGUCCAAAAUAAAAUAGUCAUUGCGUUCAGUUGUGAAUCUCGAAAUCUAACCGAAUUACCGAAAGGUCCAGAAAUUCGCUUUCAGACAAAAUUUGUUGGCACAAAAACAUUUCAACAAUCAUACGUUAAUUGAAAUUCUAGAUACAAUUUCAAUAAUUGAGAGACAACGAACAGUAUAUAUUUUCUCCUGUGUUCGAUAAUUUAUAAACUUAUUCUAGGACUCAAAGCUGAAUCGAACCAGUUGAUUCCCUCUCUCCUUCACUGACAGAAGACAAACCAUCGUACACUGAACCAGAUACACCAAUCACUCGGCCCCACGUGUGUGAACGUGUGAGAGAGUGUGUGUACUAGCUGUGACAAAAAAAAAAACUUUAUCUAAGUUAGUUGGGAAAUGCAUUAAAUAAUUUGUUGUCUCCUGUAUGUUUAUUUGUUUGUUAGAUGGUUUGUGUGUUUUUAAUUAUAUUAAUAAUAAUAAUGUGGUAUAUUAUACAAGUUCACUUAUUUUUAUAGUCACAUGUUCUUGUCCAAACUCACCUCUUUCACCCAUCCUCCAUGUUGUUUUUGCCUCUUUUGUUCCAUUUGAACUACAGUUAAACUUUUCCCUGCUCAUUUGCAUGAGUUUGACUUGAAUUGACUUCUAUGCAAAGCAUCUCUGGGUGGUUCAGCCGAGGAUUCUGGGAGAUGGUGUUUUGGGGAACUGUGAACAUGCUAGUUAGGCUAUCGCUAAAAUGGUAAGGGCUACCGUAGACCAAGGCUUGUUAAGUUUUCUCCAAACAAUUCUUCUGGAAGCUUCUAUUUGAUAUCAACUGACUGAUCAAAGGCCUUUUAUUAUUUUAUUAUUACUAAAACAGCAGAUAUCUCAAGUAUCUGUCAACAGUAAAGAACUAAAUCAGCUUGUCUCGAUAUCUCGCUCCAGCAAUUGAAAAGGCUAUGCUAGUUGUCAGAUGAAAUACUUAUAUAUAGAGCUGUCAGUGGUUCACUGCAGACUUCUGUGUAACGCAACAUUUAGGAUUAUUCACCUUAAAUUUAAAACCAAAUGUCCUCUGUGCCUUAGCUCUUAAUAACCACGUAAAGCAGAGGAGAACCCUGGAUAAACCGCAUUCUAAAGGAAACAAGCAAACGCCAACGAUAGAACGUUCACAUUAGAACGUCAACAUUAGCGGGUUAACAGUAGAACAUCAUAAAGAGAAAUUGAAAAAAAACAGACCAACACUGUUCUCGCGGCCGUAGAUUAACGUGAUGCUGAAGGGGAGGAUCUUUGAGGUUCACUCAAGAGUAGAAGCAGCUAAUUAGCCGUUAGCGUAGCAUAGUGCUCUCACAGUCAACGUGUGGCACAGAGCAGUCAUGGCCAACACUGUAGCUGGUAAGGACCGGGUAGCAUCGAGCUAACAAGGCUACGUCAGCUUAGCGUUCAAUGUAAGCUGAACUGGCUAAAGAAGCUAAAGUAUCCGAACAAGCUUUGGUCAAACAUAGAAAUCAACUCUGUACAUGUGCUCUCAUUCCAACACGCACUGUGAAAACACACACACACACACACACACACACACACACACACACACACACACACACACACACACACACACACACACACACACACACACACACACACACACACACACACACACACACAUUGUGAAGAAGCCACAGAGUUCAAAGGGGUAUUAAUAUUGAUUAAUAUUGAUGUUACUAAAAUAAUGAUUAUUAUUGUAUUGCACUUGAACAUGAAAAGUCCAUUAUGGGAAGAUAAUCAACUGAGUUUAAAGUAUAAGGUACGAUUUUGUACUAAGGUACUGCGGUAUUGUACUAGGUGCUGGGAUAGUCUGAGUACUACCCAAUCUUGUAUUUCGAGAGAUGUGUGUGUUUAUAUUCUCUUCGGCUGAUAUGUUUGUGAUUCCUCUGUUUUCCUUCUCCUCCCUGCCACGUUCUAAUAAACAUAAAACUCACUGACACCACAA
Molecule: messenger RNA, 6233 nt
Organism: Gadus morhua (Atlantic cod)
Lineage: Eukaryota; Metazoa; Chordata; Actinopteri; Gadiformes; Gadidae
Gene: pcbp4
Product: poly(rC) binding protein 4
Exons: 14
Coding region: 445-2073 (542 amino acids)
Molecular function (GO): RNA binding
Source: RefSeq, a predicted model, not a curated record